CAAAUUUUAAAAAUUUUUAAGUACUAUAAAUCAAGAAAAACUAUGAAUGGCUCAUUCAUAUAUGUGCUUAUGGUGGAAAUUUAGUGUCUAGCGUCGCAACCUACACCGUACUUUUCUUGAAUCUUUUUCUUAUACGGUCCCUGCUCUCGUGGUAUCGAAAAAAAUAGCUGGAAUUGAUUAAUGUUUAAUUAAAAGUAAUGUCUAUAUUGUAUAAAACGUCUCGAUUGCUUCGUAAACAGGCUCAUGGAAUUCAAGUGAACACAUGCCGAUUUAAUAGUACUGGCAAUCAUGGAUUCAUUGGCGAAGUAUUAUCUUCUAAAAAGGCUUUAGCAAAGAUAGCUACUCUAAGCAAUAGAAUUGGUUUGAAGCCAAACUUUCCGAUGAAUACUUUGGCGCAAGCCUUAAUAGACAAAACAGCCGUGAAAAAUGCAGCUGUAUCCAAUGAGAAAUUAUGGACGAUUGGAAAAAUUUUGAGUGAUAUGUAUGUUUUGGAGAGAAUUAAAUGUUUAUAUCCGCGUUUACCUGAGAAGGGAGUUCAAGGACUACGCGAUGGGUUGCUAGACUCACGCGCGCUGAAUCGUCUAGGAAACUCUUGGGGUCUCGAAGUGCAACUUUGGAAUGAGGAUCCUAAACAGGCUUUUGGAAAAGUUUUAGCAAAAACAACGGAAGUAGAAACUACUCGAGUGGCUGGGGAAAUUUACAAACCAGAUGCUAUGAAACGUGCUAUUCUUGCUAUUUUGGGAGCAGUACAUUUGGAAGGAGGUUUCCAAGAAUCAAAGAAGUUCGUUGAUAGUCAUAUAUUCUCUCGUCAAUUAGAUCCCCGAACUAUGCUGCAAAUUCUUUAUCCACGAAGACAGCUAGCUCGGUUAUGUAGAAGACUAAAGCUCAAAGAUCCUGUUUACAGGAUUGAUGCUGAAACUGGAAGGAAAACCAGAGAACCUGUCUUCAUUAUCGGCGCUUAUUCUGGUCCAUUCUGCCUUGGUCAAGGUCAAGCAAGUAGUAUGGAUUUGGCUGAACAGCAGGCUGCAUAUAAUGCUGUUCUCUCUUACUACAUUCAUUCUCCCCCUUUUGAACAAUAUCCCAGUGAAACAUUACAAACAUCAACCGCUUCGUUUUCACCUAUUCCCUAUAUUUCACCCGGAGAGUUGGUUUUGUAAGGUAUAGGGUAGGGUUAAUAAAUGACAGUCACUUUGUUGUGCCCAACAAUAGACACCACCAUGACAGAAGGGUAUACUUUACCAAACACCAAAAUGUCUGCCUCUGAA
This is a messenger RNA of Schizosaccharomyces octosporus yFS286, 1265 nucleotides long. RefSeq names its product ribosomal protein subunit L3. Gene Ontology annotation, biological process: rRNA processing; regulation of gene expression; primary miRNA processing. Gene Ontology annotation, molecular function: double-stranded RNA binding; ribonuclease III activity. Lineage: Eukaryota; Fungi; Ascomycota; Schizosaccharomycetes; Schizosaccharomycetales; Schizosaccharomycetaceae. The coding region runs from base 198 to 1157 and encodes 319 amino acids. The transcript is spliced from 3 exons. The record is from RefSeq and is a predicted model, not a curated record. Gene Ontology annotation, cellular component: nucleus.